GGAACCGGGCUUCCCCUUGAGAACCAGAGCAGCAUUCCCCUGCCCGGGGCACCCCUGCCCCCCCGGUCCCAAACUCCUGGGCUACCUCCACCUAGUCGGCUCCCACUGUGACCCCGCAGUGGGGAGGCACGGUGGCCCCACGGCUUUGUGCUGAGUAAGAGGAAAGGGGGUGUGUGAGGAAAACCUUAUUCUCGCAAAAAUGCGGUUUGCUCUUUUCUUGUCCUGGUGCUGCUGCCUGCAUGGAUGUGUGCUAGGGACCGGCUUCCUCUAUCAAUUCCCAGCAUCAACCCUGCAGCACAACUACCCAGAGCAGAACUCGGGCUCCCCGGGCAGUGGCUUCGCCAGUCGCCGGCAUUGGUGUCACUAUACGGUUACUCGGAGAGUUUCCUGUCAAGUGCAGAAUGGGUCAGAAACGGUGAUCCAGAGAGUUUAUCAGAGCUGCCGGUGGCCAGGACCUUGUGCCAAUUUAGUGAGUUACAGGACUCUUAUCAGGCCCACGUACAAAAUGUCCUACCGAACAGUGACCACGCUGGAGUGGAGGUGCUGUCCUGGCUUCACAGGGAGCAACUGCGAAGAGGGUUCAUCUGGCCGGCAGCACCGUUACUUUUCCAACCUGGACCAAUGCAUGAACUGCACAAGACUAGCGGAUAUGACUGAGAGGCUAAACACGCUCGAGGCCAAGAUUCUUCUGCUCGAAGCUGCGGAGCGAAGCCCGCCUUUAGAGAACAACCUGCCAAUCGCUGGGACCACGGCCACGUGGUAUGACGAUUUGCUGCCAGAUGCCUUUCCUCUGCUAAACCCUGGGACGGUUUUGAGGAAAACAGUGGGAUCUGUUGAGCCUAAAGGACACAGAGGUGCAGAGGAACAGCUAAUACCACAGGGCCUGCCAGGACAGGUGGGGCCUCCAGGCCCAGUUGGACCAACUGGUCUCCCAGGACCGCCAGGGCCAAAAGGCGAGAAAGGUCAACCUGGUGAGAGGGGCCCAGCAGGGCCACCAGGGCUGCUGGGACCUCAAGGACCAAGAGGACUUCCAGGAGAAACCGGGAUCCCGGGUCCCCCAGGUCCUCCUGGGCCACCGGCCACCCCAAGCCUCCCUCUUACCUUCCAACAAGGGGUUCUCUACUCGCUCCAGCCUACAGCUGAAAAAGAAAAUGGAGAACCUCAGCUGGCUUCCACCGUUAUAGACACCAUCAUGGCUGGCUUGCCAGGACCACGAGGAGCCCCUGGCCCGGUUGGACCACCAGGGCCACCAGGUGCAUCAGGACCCAAAGGGCCACCAGGACCUAUCGGAGCCCCUGGAUUGCAAGGUUUACCAGGCUCUCCAGGACAACCUGGGCUAAAAGGUUCCAAAGGAGACCGAGGAGAGAGGGGGCAAGCAGGUCUGACUGGAGAGAGGGGCAUUAAGGGAUUUCCUGGUGAACCAGGCAAGAAGGGUGAGGAAGGUGAUAAAGGUGCUGAUGGAGAAGGUGUUCAACAACUUCGAGAAGCUCUGAAGAUUUUAGCCGAGAGGGUAUUAAUUCUUGAGCACAUGAUAGGAAUUCAUGACUCUUUAUCUUCCAUUGAGCCAGGCUCCGGACAAGAUGUGAUCCCAGGCUCCCCGCUGCGAACCAGCAUCAAGAUCAAACGUGGAGGACCCCAGCAGCCACAGCCCUACCAGAUCCUCUCUUCACUGCUGGAUGACAGUGAGGCCAAAAGGAAAAGCAGUCGAAUGAAGUAGAAGCGUCUACAUGUUCCCAAGCCCGUUCACCAGUUAAAGAUACAGUAACCUAGUGCUUAAUUGCAGAGUGCAAAUGAAGUGGGUAGGAGGCUGCAGCGAUGGCAAUUGGGUUUCCUUACCUGACCAAUACUAAGCCCUUAGUGGAGGGAAUGUCUUAUCCAUAGCUCAGAGAGGGUCUUACAAACAUUUUUCUUGAUUUUGUUAUUUUUUUUGCCUUUGGAAUACCACGUGGCAGGUAUCCUCAGAAGCUGUCUACAGAAGUGACACCUCCUGAAUGUGUCUGAGUUUAAUCCUCCCCUUGUUUCCUCACUGCCCUUGCAAGUUACUCAGUUAAAGCGCUGCUUAACUGACUGAGACAAUCAAGCCCAUCAAGACUCAAAGCUGAGCCUUAGCCUUUUCCAUUGCUAUAGUUGGUUGGCAUCUGCUUUUACUUCAUGUGGUGUCAUGCUGACUUCCAGUUGAAGGUACCACUUUCAUAGGCCACUAAAGCAUUCUCACCUGCAAGGAUUUCUCUUAAGCAAAGAAUAGAUUGGGAAAUUCAAAGAACAUUUCAAAUAGUUACUCUAAAAAUUCAGUUUACUCUUGGGACUUGAACAUCAAAAUCUAGGCUUUGCCUAUUGUUGACUGCAUGUGAAUAGCAUUAUGUCUAUCCAUAGUUAGCUGAGCAAGGACCUCUGAUGCAAAUUGUGGCAUACAUUGACUUUCUAUCUAUAUUCAGAUGAUAUUAGAAUCAUUUCUAUGAAAAUUUAUAGCAGUAUGCAUCAGGUAUGAUGGAAUUGCUCAAGAAUUUUCCCAUCUUGCGUUCAGUCUGUGCAUAUACCCAGAGAAAAUUCGUUUAAGUACUGGCAAUAAAUAUUCACAGAAAAGGAUGUUUUGCGAUAGUUUCUUAAUUGUAGAUCAAUAAGGAAAAGUAUUUUGACACUCUUAUCUUGUGGGUAAACCGUAGGCAUUUGAAUCUUGAGACAGUUUUUAGUGGCAAGCCACAGUCUAAGGGAUUAGAGUCUUGUCAGUAGCUUAUCUUGCACUAGGGAGCUAAAUACAAAGUCAUUUUACUUUUUGCAGUUAACUGUUAUUUUGGGGAAAGUCCCAGCUUCCAAGUUUAAGAGAGUGACCCUGCCCUUCAGUGACAAAUGAAUCAUUAUACCCGCUGCGCAAACUAAAUUAGACAAGUUGAUGUAAUUCAUGUAGACAAUGAAUUUUGUUAGAAAGGGUGAGAAUAAUGAACUGAUAGUACUAUUUUUAUUUGAAAAUAUAUAUAAAUAUUUUUUUAACUGUUCUGUCAGAUUUUCAAAUCCAGCCCAGGAGAAAAGCGAGCAAAUUGUCUUUGUCAUUUUUAUGGCAUAAGUAAGGUAAAUAAUUGGUCACGUCCUACCUGGUUCCUAGUGCAAGAUACAGCUAUCUGCAAAAGACAAUGAUGUGUACUGCUGUCAAAAGCUGUUGCAAAGACCAACAACUGUAUGGGCCCUGUAUUCAGGGACCCUUACCAACCAAUGUGAUAUUCCAGAGGGAAAGGGAAGCACGUGGGACGCUGCUGGAAAUGUGGUUUUGCCUGCAGGAGCGCUGCCCACCCAACAUUAGCCACACGUCACAUUAACUUUCUGUAUACGGCAUAAACAUAGUAGAGCUACAGAGACAUCAGAACAUACAAAUCUUUCCUCAUAUGCACUCAUUUGGCCCUGUUCUUUAGACGUCUAUCCCAAAACAGGUGAAAUAAUAAAGUAAGUUGACAGCAAGUAAGCAGCAGCGAAAGCUGUCCUCACAGAGCAGCUUUUUACUGCCGAGCAGCUAAAGAAGAACCAGCCUUGGUUUAAACUGGCUUGAAGGCUUUGAGGUUAAACACAGUCACUUACCUCCUUU
Molecule: messenger RNA, 3574 nt
Organism: Struthio camelus australis
Lineage: Eukaryota; Metazoa; Chordata; Aves; Struthioniformes; Struthionidae
Gene: COL26A1
Product: collagen type XXVI alpha 1 chain
Molecular function (GO): protein binding
Source: RefSeq, a predicted model, not a curated record